Durotheca rogersii is the source of this 764-nucleotide messenger RNA. RefSeq lists its product as uncharacterized. The transcript is spliced from 4 exons. NCBI's taxonomy places the organism in Eukaryota, Fungi, Ascomycota, Sordariomycetes, Xylariales, Xylariaceae. The record is from RefSeq and is a predicted model, not a curated record. The annotation marks the transcript as partial.
UUUGGAAACCUUGGCUAUAGCUACCUCCUAAGGUAGAGCCAAGGGAGGGUUGAAUUAGAGAUCCGUUCGACAAUAGCUGGAAUCCAUAAGCACACCCACAAUGGAUCAUCCGCAGGGUUCCUUUAGCCAUGAAUAUCUUAGUGAAGCUAAGCACGCUUCGAAAUACUUCCACUUCGACACUAAAUCUAUUCCUCGGAACAGCAAUGUGCCGUUUCGACAGUACCUCGUGGCCUACGCCAAAAGGGAGAUCAACAGUCAACUUCGAAACGGCGUCAUGCUCACUGAUCUUUGGAGAGAUGCUCAUGACUCAGUGGCCGGAGAAGACUCAGCAGACCCACAAGAGCAAUACAAGAUAAUAGCAAGGAAACUUACAGCUCGUAUGAUUGCUAGCAAUCUCUUCGAAACGCAAAAUAAGAUGCCGUCUAUCCCAUUUAAGAUCCCCGAUACCGACCCGGGAGUAACGAACCUCGGCAGCGGUCCGGCCUCGACGACUAGCACAUCGCCUUUAUCUAAGCUCAACCCGGAGGCAAAAACGUUUGCUCCAACGACGCACACUGGAAAGACUGGUGAUGGCUCCGGCGCUACCAAGGCCACUUCACCGUACAUGAAAAGCUUCCAAGAGCGUUGUAAGAGGCGGGGACUUCGCAUCUCAUCGACAGAUAAUUAGGAGACAGACGUAUUGGAACCGUCUUGAAGAUGGAUAUCUGGCCUAAGGGAUGGAUCCCCAUAAAUAACAGCUUGUAUGUCUAAGGUAGAGAUGUGGG